GCAAGCGGAAACAUAAACAAAGGCAAUUCACAGUUUUACCCAAGCCCGCUGCAACUGCUGGAAAUACCUGUUAAAAACUGUUAUAUUUAGUCAUUCUCCUCUUGGUUCUUAAAACAUCAAUUUGUUGAAUAUAUCUUUAAAAGUUACACUCGAUCGAGUACUUAUAGAUCUAUCAAGUGUUCAACCGUACAGCUCAAUAUGUCAUCAACGCAACAAAUUGAAGCCACCACUACAGCCACUUCGGAGAAGUGCAUUUACAAAUGGACGAUCAAGAAUUAUCGUUUGAUAAAGACAAAAGUAGGAGAUUCGAUAUCAUCCCCAGAAUUCAGCGUUGGAAACGAUGAUAAAAAAUAUUUCAGCAUGAAAUUAUUCCCUGCAGGCGAUCGCACGGAAUCAGCAGAAUUCAUUUCUAUAUAUCUUACUUACCUCAGAACUGAUUCAACCAAAAAUCCAGAUAAAAUAGUAUGCAGAAGUACUAUAUCAGUUAUUAAUGAUAAUAAAGUUGUUUUUUAUUCUAUAAUACAUCAAGAAUUUGUGCAUAAGCGAUCCUGGGGUUGGAAAAAUUUUUUCAACCUGAAAGAUAUUGACAAAUUAAUUUCUUCCAAUAAUUCUAUCACUAUUCAAUGUGAUUUAGAAAUUUUCAAGGAAUAUGAAAGUCUAAUGUGUUCAAAAAUCAUUAACAAGGAUGAGACAAUUGAUGGGGUAAAUUUAAACUCAGCAUUUCUCAGUGAAGAACUCAGUGAUGUUCGGUUGAUAACUUCUGACGACAGUUCCAUCCCAGCGCACAAAAUUAUACUCGCUAUGGCUAGUCCAGUAUUUAAGGCCAUGUUCACCCAUGAUAUGCUGGAAAGUAAAAAAAAUUCCAUUGAGAUUACAGACACUCCUUACAAUAUUCUAGUUGAGAUGUUGAGAUACAUCUACACGGGUGACAUUGCAAGUACCACAACAGAUAUGAUUCUCAAGCUUUUAGCAGUGGCUGAUAAGUAUGAAAUCAAUAAUUUGAAAAGCAAGUGUGGUAAAAUAUUAUGUGCUGAAUUAUCCAAUGAAAAUGCAAUUGAGAUUCUAAUAGCUGCUCAUAGAUAUGAUGCAAAGCACUUGGAAAAUGAAGCGUUGAGGUUUGUCACAGUUCACAUGCAAUCAUUCGUUGAUACUGAAAAACUAAAGGAAAUAACAGAUCAUGGUGUAUUACUCAACAUAAUACAAUCAAUAACAAAUUCUUCAAGGUAACCUUAAAUAAAAUUAGUCAGAUUUAUAUGAACCUUGAAAUUAUAGGUGAUGACUAGCUUAUAAUAUUGUUAUAAAACACUUCUCAUUUCAGCAUUGUUUGUUAACAGUAAAUUUAACAGCUUUUUUCUUAUUUUAUAAGUCAUUUAUAUUUAAUAUAAUAUGUUUAUUUAAUAGUUGUUGAGUGUAAAGUCAAAAACUAGACUGAAAACAUUUUUGCUGUUGCCUGAGCUCGAUGAGCUAUGUGAUUUAAUGCUUCAGAGCAUUUGAUAAGGGAUUUUUUGUAUCGCUAGCUCAUAAGUUUAUAAAGUAACUUAAAUACAUUCUGUAAAAUUUUUAU
Trichogramma pretiosum is the source of this 1564-nucleotide messenger RNA. RefSeq names its product speckle-type POZ protein B-like. The record is from RefSeq and is a predicted model, not a curated record. Bases 199 to 1227 code for a protein of 342 amino acids. Gene Ontology annotation, biological process: regulation of proteolysis; proteasome-mediated ubiquitin-dependent protein catabolic process. Lineage: Eukaryota; Metazoa; Arthropoda; Insecta; Hymenoptera; Trichogrammatidae. Gene Ontology annotation, cellular component: cytoplasm. The transcript has a single exon. Gene Ontology annotation, molecular function: ubiquitin protein ligase binding.